AUGCUGGAAGUAGAUGAGGCAGACGAUAAGGUACAGCUCAUGACCUUCAAGGCAGGGUUGAAGUCCAGAGAUUUCGUGGCUUCCUUGGCCAAAAAUCCCCCCAAGACGAUGGCCGAGGCAUUAUUGAAAGCACAGAAGUAUAUGAACGCUGAAGAAGCUCUGGUAGCCAUUGAUGGAGCAGAAAAAAGCAAGGAAAAGAAGAAGGAGAAGGAGGAUGAUCGGAGAGGGCAAAAAAGAGAUCGAGUUGAUCGACGGAAUGACGAAGGAAAUAGAUGGAAGGAGGACAAGAACCCUCGUCCAAUGAAGUUCACACCGUUAGUGAUGCCUGUUGACCAAAUUCUGACAGAAAUAAGAGAUGAACCAUCUCUUAAAUGGCCAAGGCCACUCCAUUCAUCGCCUAGUUUGCGCGACAAGAGGAAAUACUGUCGUUUUCACAAAGACCAUAGGCAUUACACAGAGGAUUGCAGAGAUCUGAAGAAGCAGAUUGAAGAACUUAUACGGAAAGGAAAACUACAACAAUAUGUGAAAAGGGGAGAUUCCAACAAAUAUAGCCAAAAAAGUCAGCACGGGGGUUCAAAGAGGGAUGAAGACCGCCCAUCGCCUUGUCCACAGAAUGCACUAGGGGAAAUAAAAACUAUCGCAGGGGGACCAACCACUGGGGGAUCAUUCAGAUCCCUCAGGAAGUCACACUAA
Molecule: messenger RNA, 693 nt
Organism: Quercus robur (English oak)
Lineage: Eukaryota; Viridiplantae; Streptophyta; Magnoliopsida; Fagales; Fagaceae
Exons: 1
Coding region: 1-693 (230 amino acids)
Source: RefSeq, a predicted model, not a curated record